AUGCUGCUGGGACUCCUCUCGGUGUGGCUGCUGAGCUGUUCGAUCAGCUUGUGCCACGGCUACUUCGACGGCCCGCUUUAUCCGGAGAUGUCCAACGGGACGUUGCAUCACUAUUUCGUGCCCGACGGGGACUACGAGGAGAACGACGACCCGGAGAAGUGUCAGCUGCUUUUCAGGGUGAGCGACCGCCUGCGCUGCACAGCGGGCGGGGAGGGUGAACGCUCGCAUCCCGUGGCGGCGGCGGCGGCAGCAGCAGCACCCGCUUUGACGCUGCGCGAGGAAUUCACCCUCCUGGGCCGGCAGGUGGAGGACACGGCGCGCGUGCUGGAAGGCAUCCAGAAGAGCAUCGCCUACGACCUGGACGGCGAGGAAAGCUACGGCAACUACCUGCGCAGGGAAUCCGCGCAGAUCGGGGACGCCUACGCCAGCUCGGAGAAGUCGCUGGGGGAGCUGGAAAACAAGUUCCGGCAGGGCCAGGAGCACGAGAGCCACGAGGAGAGCCGCCUCAACGACGACUUCCUGGGAAUGCUGGUGCAUGCGCGGGCCCUCCUCAAGGAGACGCUGACCGUCUCGGCCGGCCUGCGGGACAAGUACGAGCUGCUGGCGCUCACCAUCCGGAGCCACGGAGCCCGCCUCAGCCGCCUCAAGACAGAGUAUCUCAAGGGCUGAGCGGGAACGGGCGCCUCAAAUGGCUUCGAGCGACUUCCCUCUCCCAGUGGCCGGCCACGCCGGCGGGACUCUUGCCGGCCACGCUUCCCCACGGACUUUCCUCCAUCGCAUGCCACCGACCGACCCUUGCUACAGUACCUCAGUGCAUAUUGUUUGCAAUUUUCCCCCGAGCACCUUGAAAGAGCAAAAUAAAUUCCAGGAAAACUGCCUUUAGGUGGCGCGACAGACGAAACAUCGACAGUUAAUGGUUUCCCAUUGGGGAGGGGAAAAAACUGAUGGGGGGGCUAUUUUUGCUAGGUACCCAAAAAAUUCCAGAUGUCAUCCGCCUAUUUUUAAGUUCGUUUCUUAGGUUUCUGACAGAUGGAAAUUUGAGUUAUUGGGGAGGAGGGUGUCUAUGUCAGUAAAAAAAAAAGCGUUUGUGGGAUUCCAACUGGCAAAACGUUGAAAGACGCACACAAGCUUGCUUUAUUGCAUUCAUCCGCUUUCUUUAGCAUAAGGUAUCUGAAAUAGGGUGAACAAAUAAAGUGGCACAAUAUAUGUACUAACUCAUUGGGAUGGCUUCUUCUCCUGUAGUUAAUUUGCAAGUUUUGACUCAAUUACUUGGAAGUAAGCUCUACUGAGUAAAAAAAAAAAAGAGUCUGGAUUUGGAGUCAAUAUAAGUUGCUGUGAUUAAAAGCUUUGAAGAUAAUUCCUUUUAAUUCCUUUUUAGUGAGUUCAAAGAAGUAUAUACAAUGGUAUAGUCAAACAUCUCAGUUCUGGAGGAUUAGAAGUAUCUGCUAUGUUGCAAUAGUUUUAUAAUCUAUUGGUCAGAAUUCAGCAUUGUUAUAUACACUUAAGCCCUACUGAUUUAUUGUUUUAUGGAAUGUGUUGUAUAAAACCUUGAGGAGAAAUGUUAUAGACAUGACAUGUUAAGUUACAAGUUUGGAACUUUGUUCUCUAGUUCUUUCAGAUGAAAUCUUUUGAACUUCCAUGGUGAUCCAGUACUACUAAAAAUCAAUAAUUGAUAGAACAUCUGGUGCCAAGGUUUCCAUAGAUUUUAUUUUGCUUCUUUUUUAAAAAAAAAUAAACCUAUAAGGUUGCACUGCUUGUCUCAUUCCACACUGACAAUUGAAGAACUCAGUUAAAGUAAUGUAUUAAUCCUUUUACAGAUUCAUUAUAACUACCCUGGAAAUUUGUAAUGUUAUCAAUGGCUUGUGGAAAAUUCUGGAAUGAUAGUUAUUUCAUUUUAAUUCAUCAGGAAAAGAAAAAAAUAAUGCUUUAUGUUGGAUGUUAAAGUAAUUUCCCCCAUCAUUUUAUUCAGUGUUAUGAAAUUCAAAAGGCCAUUCGAACAAGAAUAUGAUAGCUAUAAACAUGCACUCAACACCAGGUAACAGUUAUUUUCUCUCUCAGUUUUAUUUUUAUUUUCCCUGAAUCAUGAUCACACAAAGAAAUAUCUUUAUCAUUAUUUUUUUUUAGAUGUCAUUCAUAGAAUGGAAAGUACAGUUCUCUAGUACUACAGUAAAAGUUGUAAAUCACAUGCAUUUUGUUCACAAUCUGUGCAGAGUACAUAACUGGCUGUGUUCUGAACUUUACAAAAAUAGGCAUCAGAAGAUAAUAUUCUGGUAUCAGAAGACUAAUUGCUUCAGCUAUAGUUUGAUGUAAUGUGUAUUCUAAAAUAAGCAAGUUUUUUUUUUAAGGGCAAAUCAACCCCUAUGGUUUCCCAGGAAAACUCAGCCAAAUUGGAAGCAAUAACUCACUGUGCCUCUCCCUGUUCUGCACAAAUGGCUUUAAAUUCCUUAAAGAGAUUUUGCAGAGCUAAAGCUACUGUUGAAUGUUGCUUGGCUCCUUCUAAGAUAACAAUUUCCUUCCCAAAGAAUUCUUUUGGAUUGCCAACAAUUAGGCAGAUAUUGGAACAAUUUAUCAAUCCAAGAAUGCCUACAUUGUAAUGUUCCAUAACUGAUGUCCAUUGAAUUCUAUAGAAAAAUUUUUAUGCUAAGUUGAUAAUAUAGGCAUAGCCUUUAGAAACAACCAAAAAGAUUGAAUUGAUUUUUGCUAUUGGUACUCCACUGACAGGUUAUAUGGUUUUGUGCUUCUGGAAGGCUGCAACAAACCAAGUAAUUCUUUCAAAAGAAUGAUGGCAACCCAAAGCAAGGUGAUAAAAAUGGGUUUGAGGCUUUUGGGUUUUUUUUGCAUAGAAAACUCAUAUUUAAGUCAAACUAAGAUUAAUUUAAAUUUGUCCCACUUUUCAGAAGAAAAUAGAGGCUUCUAAAAUCAUGAAAAGAAGAGGGAGUAGAGGGAUAGUCAGCGACGUUUCAGAGAAACUGAACAGCAGCUUUGCAUUAUAACUUAAGACCAAAUGACAGUAGCCAGUUUUCAUUACUGUAAAAUAUCCUUUCCUCUUUUGGCCCAUAUAUAUUAUCACCAAUACUGCUUCAACCAAGCACUGACCCCCCAAGCAUUGAUUGUGAUAGGAUGUUGCCACAUGUUAAAAUAAAUGAUACUCUGCAAUUGUAAGAUAUAUGACACAUUCCUUAGUCAGAUAGGAUAUUUAGAAAUAGGUAUUAGAACCUCAGGAUAUAGUUGUGACCAAAAGAUACUCAGCAAAAUUAAAAGAUACUAAUUUUCCUGCCAUUAUCCUCAAAGCAGCAAGAAUAGAUUUGCAUGGUGCCGAAUUCUUAUUUUUUUCAUUAAAAAGUGAAAUGAUAUUGUGAUAUGUAGCAUAAGACCACAAAGGGUCUGAUUUUUCCCCUUUUGACGACUAGAUAUACAGUGUCUACAAGAGCAAAAUUUCCAAAAGCAACCAACAACAAGAUUACAAUGGCUUCUACACAAUGUUUUCUUUAAACAUACAUUAUUUAAUAAUGUAAUUCCAUCAGUGAAAACCUAAUCAGCUUUAUAAAUCCAUGAAAUCAGGCUCAUCAUCAUUGCAUAUCCCAUCUAUAUUGCUGUAUGUGAAAAUGCUGUCAUUUCUGACAGUUCAUGUCUUCACUUUUCCUUAAAAUGUAUGCAUCAUUUUUGCAACAAAGCAUAAUCCAUAAUAAAAAAUGUCAGUUAUCAGCUUCAUUCCCUUCAAAUAAUAUAAGGGGACAUUUUUUAAGAUAGUACAAUUCAACAAAAAAUCCCCAUCAUGAAACCCCAUUGACCUUAAAACUAAUCACCCCUUGAAUCUUUGUUUGGCAUUAGCGAGGCUUUAGUUUUGAUGGAAUUAAGUUUAGAAUUAUUUACUUCACCUAGAUUUUUUUAACUAUCACAGCAAGGCAGGAUAUUUUAUUAUUGAGAUAACUUACUAAAGAUUGCCAUCUAGUGCUUUAGAAAGUCUGAUAUAUGCUUACUUUGGAAGAAUCCACCAAUAGAAUCAGCUUCUCAAAAUGUGAUUUAUUAGCUGUGUGUUAUAGUUUUUAACCCAAAAGUGCUUUUUCAAAAGACAAAUGGACUUUGUUUUUCCUUGAAACUGCCUUUUGCAAAAGCACCUUUGGGACCUCCAUGAUCUGAAUGACUGAGAAUAUCUACAGACAUUUAUGAUUUUUAAGUUUAUAACUUUAACACAAGAAAUAUAUAUGAAGCUAAAAACUAAAGCAUUCUAAAUUUUAACAUCCCUUUUUUAUAGUCCACAGUUUAUCUCCAAUGGCAGAUGAUGUACUUUUUUUUACUGUCUCUAAAACAAAUGCUUGAAUAUUAAGAAUGAGCCAAAAAAAAUUGGAUUCAUAUCUUGGAAUUCUUUCCCUCUCUUAGCCAAACUGUUUUCAUUCUUAUUUUCUUUCAUUUCAUUUUAUUACUCUCCCAGUUACAAUCUUUGAACAGAAUUGUAGCUCCAGUUGCUUCAGCCAACAUGCUGAAAUGGGCAUGGGUUGUAGUCUAUACCCAGGCUUAGGUUUUUUGAGUAUAUAAUGAUAAAUGUAUGGUUUGUAAGUACUCUGGGUUGGUCUGUCAAACAUUUAAAGCAAUGUUUCCUUUUUGAAAAUAAAAAUUGUAAAUAAUACCUUUAUUACAUUAUAAAUCUUUAUUUUAGAGGUCUCAAAAGAGCCAGACUCCUAUAAUUUUAAUAAUAUAAAUAACUUACAUGUUAGUUGGUUGCCUAUUACCAUUCUAUAUUAAACUGAAAGGAUUCCCGUCCCCUUUUGUAUCAUUAUUCUCUCCCUUUCUUUGCAUUAUCACUUUUUUAUUAUUCACAGUAUGAAUCCAUAUUUAUGAGAAGCAGCUGCUUUUCCCCCUCAAGAUUCUAAACAUUCUGAUUUCUAAACAUACUGUAUUUCCUUGAAAGAUUAGUUGCUACUAUGGAAAUGUGUUUGGCUCCUAAAGCUAGUUGUAGUUCUUUUAACAUACAUCAUCAAUAAUUUUGUCCUUUCCAUGCUUUUUGCUAGCUUUCUUGAAAUCAUCUUCCUGGACAACAGCAAAACUGCAUGGAGAGUUUUUAAAAACCAUUGUUCUAAAUUGAAUAUUAAUUCAAUUAAUACAAUUCAAUAACUAAUGUUAGCUAUCAACAUGGGGAAAAGGCAAUUUUUCAUUUAUUCAGUUUUAAUAUAUUUAAGAAAUACUUUAAAACAUGUUCCUGCAACUCAGAGAGAUGUUAAUAUUUAUUUAUCAUAGGCUUUGGACAGAUUUUUCUUUUAGAAUACCAAGGAUUUUUUGUAGAUUUUGUGCAGUUUGUUAAAACUUGGUUUAUUAAAUCCAGUUUACAAUGUACAAGGAUAAAAGUGAUACAAAACAGAUUAAGGCAGCUACAGAUUUAACUGCUUUGUAAAAGAGGAACUUUCAGUUCAAUUCCCUUUUCAACUUACUAAAGGAGUACUGUAGUGAGUGAUUUCUUGCAGGAUUCUUAAACUAAAUGUGUCUCUAAAGAUACUACAAGAACUCAAAUCUUCCCUAAAUUCUCAUUCUCUCUGGAAAUUCAUUCUUCCAAUGAAUAUUGUGCUUAAGCAUUGGACUACAUGAAAAAGAUCCUCUUAUAUUAUCUAUAAAUCCUUGGAAUAUUAGAACAGUAAGCAUACUGUCUGGUCUGCAGAAAUUCAGAGGACAAUUAGCAGUAAAGGUUGACAUUUUCUGCUGCCAUCUAGUGGUUGUCCAGAUGUUUGUAAUCUAAGAUGUUUGUAGUCUUAAUACAGUGUUGUGUAAUUUUAAUGACCUACAGUUCCAUCUGCUUGGAAAAAUCAAAGGCAAUCAAAAAACAAAUCAACAGGAGAUCAGAUAUUAUUGCCACUAACUCAAACCUAAAACAACCGUCUCCAAAUUUCAUAGAUAUCAUUCAGUCUGGUUUGGCAAUUCCUCUUGGCUUGGAAUGGCAAUGACAGAAUUUUUUUGUGUAGCCACUUCAUAGAUCUUCCAGGGAUUAUAUAAAUGAUACCUUUUCUUUGAAUUUUCAAUAAUACCGGACAUGGGCUUUGAUUGGAGCAAUAUUGGAACUUUUUUUGGAAUCAUAUUGUUAUGCUUUUGUUGAAUAACUUGACUAAAUUUGUUCUUAAGUAUGUACAUGGAGAGGUUAGCAGAAAAAAAAAUCUAAAUGUUUUCCAAAGGGGUGGAGCUCCAAUCAGAACUUAAUGAAAAAAAGAGAUUGAAUACUGAGUCUUGUCCCGAAGGUUGACCCAAUUAGUAUACAUGAAAUUGAUUGUGGAAGCAAAACACUAAUAUCAUAAUCUUGCUAAUUUAUUUGGAUAUUAUGUUAUGUUAAAGAAUGUUUCCUUACAAGUUUUAAAUUUUUAAUAAGUCAUUAUUGUUUCUCUGCUUAUUUAGCAUGUAAAUGGACAUGAUUAAACAAGUAAUAUAGAGCUAUGAGGAUCAAAAAGAAUCCCAUUUUUACCAUUUACACACUUGAGAAAUUGUAAAUGUAAAAGAACAGCACUCUCCUAAUUUGUUUUCAUGAUUGAUUCUGAAUUAUCCUGCUUAUCAGUAUUUCUGUAACUUUUUCUAUACAGGAUGCCAUAAGUACAUUUUCUUUACUGUUCUACAUAUUAUUAUUAUUAAGUUAAUAAAGUAUGUUUAUGCUUUG
Molecule: messenger RNA, 6631 nt
Organism: Thamnophis sirtalis
Lineage: Eukaryota; Metazoa; Chordata; Lepidosauria; Squamata; Natricidae
Gene: FIBIN
Product: fin bud initiation factor homolog
Source: RefSeq, a predicted model, not a curated record